Molecule: messenger RNA, 450 nt
Organism: Eremomyces bilateralis CBS 781.70
Lineage: Eukaryota; Fungi; Ascomycota; Dothideomycetes; Eremomycetales; Eremomycetaceae
Exons: 1
Coding region: 67-438 (123 amino acids)
Source: RefSeq, a predicted model, not a curated record
GCGCAAAUGAGAACUAUAUCCUAAACUCUCAACCUAGUCAGAAUGCAACGGUGAUGAUGUUCAAUAAUGGCUAGCGGCUCCAUCCCCCACCAUCCCAAUAUCCACAAACAAUGGCGGCAUCUGAUUUAUGGCCCACUAUCGAAGCUGCCAGGCAGCAGCAACCAGUCCCGAUAUAUUCUUAUCGUUGACGCGCUUGAUGAGUGCGAGGACGAGAAUGACAUCCGGACUAUUCUAGAACUAUUAGCGGAGGCUCAAUCCUUAGAGACGGUCCAGCUUCGAGUAUUCUUAACCAGCCGGCCUGAGGUUCCCAUCCGCAACAGCUUCGACCAUCCUAGAUGCCGUGCAUCAGGAUUUUGUACUCCACAAAAUAUCGUCGUCGAUUGUCGAUCACGAUAUCCGCAUAUUCUUGCGGCACGAGCUCGAACGUAUUGCUCAUAGGCACUAUCCUGA